Bipolaris zeicola 26-R-13 is the source of this 2079-nucleotide messenger RNA. RefSeq lists its product as uncharacterized. Gene Ontology annotation, molecular function: RNA polymerase I general transcription initiation factor activity; RNA polymerase I core binding. Gene Ontology annotation, cellular component: nucleus. NCBI's taxonomy places the organism in Eukaryota, Fungi, Ascomycota, Dothideomycetes, Pleosporales, Pleosporaceae. The transcript has a single exon. The coding region runs from base 1 to 2079 and encodes 692 amino acids. Gene Ontology annotation, biological process: transcription initiation at RNA polymerase I promoter. The record is from RefSeq and is a predicted model, not a curated record.
AUGGUCUCACUUGCCUCGAAUCCCCACUCGCCGCUCGUCGUCACCCCAGGCACGGGUGGCAGCAGCCUCAAACGCAAACAAUCCGACCACUCGUCCGACGCCGAGACCACGGCCUCAGGCCAGUUAAAAAAGCGCAGAGUCACCUUCCACCCCGAAGUCGAUGUGCAUGUACUGCGCGAGUACAAUGAGAAGAGCGCAGAGCUGGUGGGGGAGGAGGUGCGUCGGGCCAUGGAGAAGCAUGCCACAGGCGAGAAGGCAGCAUACGACGGACUCCGAGCCCUCUUCAGGGAAGCACCCACUUCAGCCAACGCGCCAUCCUCGCAACUCCUCCAAAAGUACCUCGUUGCUCUCACUGGCCACACGCCGCAGCUUGACCACAACUGUAAAGGUCUAGUCCAUGCCGUCAUCGACUGCAGUUGGGUCGCCCGCAAUGAAGACUUUGUGCGCUCCUAUCGCAAUUUCCUGCGCUCCCUGCUCUCAGUACAGUCUGGCUACGUGUCAACUGUGCUGCAGAUGCUUGUCGACAUGUUCCUCGACCUGCCGUCAGUAAACGCUAGGCAGCACGACGACCCCCCAAUCCAGCGAGUUCGCCUGCUGGCACGCGUCCACGAGACUCUGAUCUUGAUACUUCGAUACACCCCCAUGGUCAGCUCCUACUUGGCCCCCAUUAUCGCCAGCACAUUUCCCUUUUCCAAUGAGAGUGCCAAGAAGCACGCUGAGUACAUCCGGAACAUAUACCAAGUCGCCGAAUACGCGCCAGAGAUCCGAGGCGAGGUCCUCACGCUAGUGACAGACAAGCUAUGCAAAAUCGACGCGCAGAUGCAGAUGGACAUGGAAGACAUAGACGACGAUCUGGAGGAGCGGCUUGUGGGCGACGCUAUCCACAACGAAGAAGAUGACGACAAUAUGAGUGACGAUGGCUCUGUCUCGAGUCACGAAAGUCUCGAGCCAGAAGAGCAGCGACUCAAGGACAUCAAGGACACCAUGCUCAAGCUUGAUACCGUCAUGGACGUUCAGUUUGCCUACUACGACUCCAUCUUCGAGAAGGGCGACCUUUUGGAGAUGGACCGCACCUACCAGUCUCUCAUUGCACAGUUCCAAUCCAUCAUCAUUCCAACUUACCGAUCGCGGCACACCCAAUUCAUCCUCUUCCACUUUAGCCAAUUGUCGACGGAUUUCAUGGAGCGCUUCGUCGAUACCUGUUCACAUCUGGCCAUUGACUCAAACCGGCCUCCACUACUCCGAGCAUCAGCAUGCGCCUACCUUGCCUCGUACAUUGCCCGCGGCGCCCAUGUUCCCGGGUUUGUUGUGCGCAACGUCUUUGACCUUUUGUGCUCGCAACUCGAGCGUUUGCGUAUGCUGCACGAGCCAAAAUGUACAGGACCUGACUUACGGCGAUACGGCACAUACUAUGCCAUUGCGCAAGCACUGCUUUACGCCUUUUGUUUCCGAUGGCGCGACCUCAUUGUCACGCCCGACGGCUCACUACCCACCGACGCCGACAUCAUGUAUCACGAGGGCGAUUUCGAAUGGCAUCGGUCGACGCUCGAAAUUGUUCGCCGCAACAUCUUCUGCAAGCUCAAUCCGCUCAGGAUAUGCGCACCAGACAUUGUCAAGCAGUUUGGCCGCAUUGCCAAGCACCUCCGCUUUACCUAUGUCGAUACACUGGUGGAGACGAACAAGCGUGUACGGCUUGCCCGUAGUCUUGCCAGCAGCUAUCUCACUGGCAUAGGUGGUCGAGAGACGGCUCUGACUGGCAAGAAGGGAGAGGAGGCGUUUUUGAUGGAUGCGUACUUUCCAUUUGAUCCAUAUGUUCUGCCACGCAGUAAACGAUGGGUUGAGCAUGAUUACGUGCAAUGGCGACCGGUUCCUGGUAUGCCUGUGGAAAAGGACGAGGAUGACGAAGAUGAAGAUGAGGAGGAUGACGACGACGACGAUGACGAGGAAGAUGAAGAAGGUGAUGACGAAGAUGAUAGCACUUCUGAUCAAGACGAAGAAGAGGAAGACGACAGCGAUGACGAAGUAGGUGGAGCGCACGCUGAUGACCUUGAUGACGGCAGUACAGAGGCAAGCGUUUGA